Chiloscyllium plagiosum (whitespotted bambooshark) is the source of this 1935-nucleotide messenger RNA. RefSeq names its product TruB pseudouridine (psi) synthase family member 1 (gene trub1). Gene Ontology annotation, molecular function: pseudouridine synthase activity; RNA binding. Gene Ontology annotation, cellular component: nucleus. Gene Ontology annotation, biological process: tRNA modification; mRNA pseudouridine synthesis. Lineage: Eukaryota; Metazoa; Chordata; Chondrichthyes; Orectolobiformes; Hemiscylliidae. The record is from RefSeq and is a predicted model, not a curated record.
GCACGUGACUGAAGAGGCAGUUGGCGGUGUGUGCUCGAUAAACAUGGCGUCUAGCUCGGGGUCUGUCGCUUUGGCUGAGAAGCUGCAGGGUCUGAAUGGGCUCUUUGCUAUCCACAAAAAGAAAGGCCCUACUUCAGCAGAUGUACUGAAUCUUCUGAAAACUAGGCUUUUAAAAGAGGCUGGCAUCAAGCAACAUCCAAUGAAAAGAAAGAAACAGGUUUUAAAGUUGGGACAUGGAGGAACUCUCGACAGUGCAGCAUCAGGAGUGCUUGUGGUUGGAAUUGGCAAAGGGACCAAAAUGCUUAGUGGAAUGUUGUCCUGCUCCAAGAAAUAUACAACAAUUGGGGAAUUUGGAAAGGCCACAGACACGUUUGAUGCUCUAGGGACAGUGACAGAAGUGCAAUCAUAUGAUCACAUAACAAAGGAUGAUCUGGAAAGUACUCUGAAGAAAUUUAGAGGAAACAUUAUGCAGACUCCUCCAAUAUAUUCUGCUUUGAAGCAAAACGGGCAACGGCUUUCCUGUUUGGUAAAGAAAGGAGAAGCUGUGGAAGCUAAACCUGCCAGACCUGUUGUGGUUUUUAGCCUUUCUGUACAGGAUUACAAUCCUCCUCUUUUUACUCUGAAUGUUGAAUGUGGUGGUGGGUUUUAUGUCCGCAGUUUGGUUAAUGACCUUGGCAAAGAACUUUCUUCAUGUGCCCAUGUAAAGGAGUUGAUCAGAACCAAACAGGGUCCUUUUACACUGGAUGAACAUGCACUUCAAGAGGAGAAAUGGACAAUAGUUGAAAUAGUAAAAGCUGUAGAGUCCGGCGUGCAAUUAAUUCCAUCCGAAGUGGCAUGCAAGAAAUUGAAGAUAGAUUCUCAGGACAACAGUGAACAAGUGAAAGAAGCUACUUGAUAUUGAGUUACAUUUCUUGUUGAAAAAGCAAAUUCCAUCUAGAAGAACAAGAUCAGCAGAUACGUGACAGUAUCUUCACCUCAAGCUCCCCUCCAAGUCAGUCACCUUGCUGAUUUGGAAAUACAUCACCAUUCCUACAUUGUGACUGGGUUAAAAUCCUGGAAACCAACCCCUCCACCACCACCCCCCCCACCCCCCCUCUCCCUCAAAGUAUAUGGACUCCAGUGAUUCACGAAGACAGCUCAGUACCAUCUUAAGGGAAAUUAGAGAUGGGCAGUAAGUGCUGCCACAUCCCACAAAUGAAUUAAAACAAAUUGUACCCCAUUUUUAAAAAAAUGUUUAUUGAUUCUAUUUUGUCCCUGCCUAAAUGUUCAGAAUCUUGCUUCUCAAGAUCUAAACUAAUUGUUUGCUCCAAUCAUCUCACCUGACAGUAAAAUUUUGUUUUCGUGUGCAUUGGAAAUCUUUAUUAUAAAGUGUAAUAUAAAUGCUUGCUAUUGUCAUGUUAGUUAUUGUCUGAAAGAGGAUGUGUCUUUUUUUUUUAGAAACUUUGCUCAAUCCCUAACUAUAAAAAAUUUUGCUCAAAUAUAUGGUUUCACCCUCUGAGCUUAGCUUUAUGUUCCCUUCCAACUGGGUAUAUUGUUUUGGCAUAUUUCGCUUCAGUCGAGUUACAGCUUUAAAGUACAUAGAAAAAGGAACUUACCAUUGUUUAUGAUUUAUCAACAUGAUUCAACAUAUCCAGCAGUCAAGCUCAUCUGAGAAUAUGCAGCUAGAUUUAUUAUUUUAGUAAUCAUAUUAAAUUACAAUUUACAAAUAUGCUUUGGUUGCUUUAUUCUGAAAUACAUCAACUAUAUUAAUGUUUUGGAAAUUCCAGGAAAAUUGUGAAAAUGACCAAGAUUCCUACUGUCUCUAGGAUGCAAAGAAUAGAAUGCCAUACCUUGUUCAGUGCUUUGUAAUUUGUUUGAAGCCAGACUGAGCAACGCUUCCAGUUUUGUAAUGCAUGAUAUCGAAUGAUUCCCAAUAAAAUUGCAUCAAGAAUUAUG